CAGCUCCAUCGAUGAACAUUACAAAAUGCUUGGACAAUUUGAACAAGAGACGACAGGCGUCUGACCAGCAAAAGAAACCAGGAUUCAUUUGGCGAGUCUGAAGACCCACAUAAUUAAAGAGAACUUUUACUCCUUUGGACUUUUCAUGAAAUCAAAUCGUCAAGGAAGCAGAACUUUUGAAGAACGAGAAGAGAAGACGGUCGUGUCAGCACAAAUGAUUCCAAGCUGACAAAGUAAGAGCCCUGACGAGAGCAGAGAAGAGGAAGUGUACCAGGGACGAAGAAAGAAGAAACGGUGAUGGGCAAAGACUUUUGAAACACCAGUUGAGAACACCGUAGACAUUGGAGCCGAGAAGGGAGGGCUCACAUUGGUAGUGGAGGAGGGGAGGAGCAGCAGGGGGGCGAGGUGGACAUCAGUGACGGAUCAACACACAUCACAAAUCACACCUCAUUGGGGGGGUAAACUUUGGGGAGGUCGCUUCCUGGGUGACACCGAUCCUAUGAUGGAGAAGUUCAACGCAUCCAUCGCCUAUGACCAGAGGAUGUGGAAUGCUGAUAUCCGAGGGAGCAAGGCGUAUGUGAAAGCUCUGGAGAAGGCAAAGCUGGUCACCACGGAUGAGAUGAAUCAGAUUUUACAUGGGCUGGAUCAGAUUUCUGUUGAGUGGUCUAAAGGUGUUUUUGUGAUCAAACCUGAAGAUGAGGACAUUCAUACUGCCAAUGAGCGCAGGCUAAAGGAGCUGAUAAGUGCACCGGCAGGGAAGCUGCACACUGGCAGGAGCAGAAACGACCAGGUGGUGACUGACAUGAGGUUGUGGCUGAGGGAUGCCAUCACAACCCUGACAGACAAUGCCCUACAACUGAUGUCUACCAUGGUGGAGCGGGCCGCAGCAGAAAUUGACGUCCUGUUUCCUGGUUACACCCACAUGCAGAGAGCUCAGCCAAUCAGAUGGAGCCACUGGAUUCUAAGUCACGCUGUUGCUCUUAGCAGAGAUGUUGACCGACUUCUGGAGAUCAAGAAAAGAGUUAAUGUUUUACCUCUCGGCAGUGGGGCCAUUGCUGGGACGCCAUUUGACAUUGACAGGGAGCUACUGAUGAGAGAGUUGGCGUUUGAUGGCAUUAGUCUUAAUAGCAUGGACGCCACGGGCCAACGGGAUUUUGUUGUGGAGUUCUUGUUCUGGGCUUCGUUGUGUUUGACCCAUCUCAGCAAAAUGGCAGAGGACCUGAUGCUGUACAGCACCAAGGAGUUCUCCUUCGUCUCGCUCUCCGACGCUUACAGCACCGGCAGCAGUCUGAUGCCCCAAAAGAAGAAUGCUGACAGCCUGGAGCUGAUCAGAAGUAAAGCCGGGCGUGUCUUUGGCAACUGUGCAGGGUUCAUGAUGACCCUGAAGGGCCUGCCGAGCACCUACAACAAGGACCUGCAGGAAGAUAAGGAGGCCAUGUUUGACUGCUACGAUACGGUUCACGCUGUGCUGCAGGUGACAACUGGAGUCAUGUCAACGCUCAAGAUUAACCCGAGUGUGAUGGAAGCCGCCCUCAGUCCGGACAUGUUGGCUACUGACUUGGCCUACUACCUUGUGAGGAAGGGGGUGCCGUUCAGAGAGGCACACGGUAUCUCCGGUAAAGCUGUGUUUGCAGCUGAAUCCAAAAAUAUCGCCCUGAAUCAACUCACUGUGGAAGACCUGAGUGCUGUUAGCCCUCUGUUUGGAGGCGACGUCUCCUCAGUGUGGGACUACAGGAGCAGCGUGGAGCAGUACAGCGCCCCUGGAGGCACAGCCAAGAGUAGCGUGGCUGCGCAGGUGGAACAGCUGAGGGACUGGCUUCAGAAACGGACACAAUGAUCUUGACCUCAUUUCACUUUUAAUAUUUUGAAUCGAGCUUACUGCCACAAUUUAGAUCAUGAGGAAAUAUCAGAUUGAGUUCAAAGGGACAAAAACCAUGUUGCCUUUCAAAAGUCUCCUCCCUUCUUUUGAAGUACAUCUGUAACCAGGUGAUGUUUCAACUGACCACAUGGACCGAUCAUAAGUGUUACAAGGACCUGCAAUGAAUAAAUGUUACUCAAACUAA
Molecule: messenger RNA, 2063 nt
Organism: Pungitius pungitius (ninespine stickleback)
Lineage: Eukaryota; Metazoa; Chordata; Actinopteri; Perciformes; Gasterosteidae
Gene: asl
Product: argininosuccinate lyase
Exons: 16
Coding region: 500-1837 (445 amino acids)
Cellular component (GO): cytosol
Molecular function (GO): argininosuccinate lyase activity
Source: RefSeq, a predicted model, not a curated record